UCCAUAUAAACCGUAUCCAUAAAUAACAUUUUCUUCAUAACCCAAAUCAAAGAGAUUAAAAAAGAAAAGAAAAAGCAUAAACUACCUAAAAAAUGGCUCACCAUUUUUUUCUCCUCUCCGUCAUCCUAGCAGCUGCAGCCAUCCACGGUAUCAAUGCAGUCGAAUACGUGGUCACCAAUACUGCUGGAUCAACAGCCGGCGGUGUGCGUUUCAACAACGAGAUCGGAGCCGACUACAGCAAGGAAACACUGAUAUCUGCCACGGACUUCAUAUGGAGGCUACUCCAGCAAAAUAAUGCUGCUGACCGAAAAGACGUGCCGAAAAUCAGUUUGAUAAUCGAGGACAUUGAAGGGGUUGCGUUCUCAAGGAACAACGAGAUUCAUGUGAGUGCGAGGUACAUAGGGGGAUACUCGGGCGACGUGAAAAGGGAGAUCACUGGCGUGCUUUAUCAUGAGAGUACACAUAUCUGGCAGUGGAAUGGGAACGGACAGACUCCAGGUGGGUUGAUUGAAGGAAUUGCUGACUUUGUGAGGUUGAAGGCUGGCUAUGCACCAAGCCACUGGGUCCAGCCAGGUGGAGGAGAUAGGUGGGACCAAGGCUACGACGUUACCGCUAGGUUUUUGGAUUAUUUAAAUGAUCUUAGAAAUGGGUUUGUGGCUGAAUUGAACAAGAAAACAAGAACAGGUUAUAGCCCAAAUUAUUUUGUUGAGCUGCUUGGGAAGACCGUUGAUCAGCUUUGGAGUGAUUACAAGGCCAAGUAUGGAAAUUAGAGGGUUUUCUUUUUAUUGCUGAAGCUAGAUAAAUGAAUAAUAUGCUGUAUUAUUUGAAUAAAAAGCUUCUUUAUCAAUCACGAAUAUUAAAAAUUGUGUUUUAUAUACGCAGUUUAAAAUAAACUUCAUAAAUAAUACAUUCCAUCCUAUUUUUAAA
Ziziphus jujuba (common jujube) is the source of this 927-nucleotide messenger RNA. RefSeq lists its product as uncharacterized. The record is from RefSeq and is a predicted model, not a curated record. NCBI's taxonomy places the organism in Eukaryota, Viridiplantae, Streptophyta, Magnoliopsida, Rosales, Rhamnaceae. Bases 93 to 770 code for a protein of 225 amino acids. The transcript has a single exon.